Messenger RNA from Neurospora tetrasperma FGSC 2508, 288 nucleotides. RefSeq lists its product as uncharacterized. Lineage: Eukaryota; Fungi; Ascomycota; Sordariomycetes; Sordariales; Sordariaceae. The record is from RefSeq and is a predicted model, not a curated record. The coding region runs from base 1 to 288 and encodes 95 amino acids. The transcript is spliced from 2 exons.
AUGCCAGGUCAAGGGAGCCUCUGCUUAUUGGCAGGUAGACGGUGGAAGACUAGGAGUGACGAGAUGGUCCUCAGAAAGACGGGAGGGAAGUCGGGGCGGCGUGAGCGAAGGGUGGAGGUUCGGUUCAAAAUUGUCGAUGAUGGCGAUUUGUGUUGCAAGGUUAAUGGGGCUCGCUUGCUUGAAGAGGAUGCCCGGUUGAGCAAGAGAAGAUGCCCGGGGUUUAUUGUUGGUAGCGGGAAACCGACAGCGGCACUGGUAGCUGCACUGACUGUGCAGGGCCUUCACUAG